Molecule: messenger RNA, 843 nt
Organism: Pelobates cultripes (western spadefoot toad)
Lineage: Eukaryota; Metazoa; Chordata; Amphibia; Anura; Pelobatidae
Source: the annotation of a GenBank genome assembly
AUGCAUAUGAAGAACCCAGCACCAGACCCCCAAACACACUUCCUUACACACUUUGAGAAACGCUUAAUUGCAGGAGCACCUGCCAAGGGGCCCAUUUCCGCCAUCUACACACUCCUGAACACUAACACAGAACUCUGCCAUCUCCCAUGGGCCAAAGCAUGGGAAACAGACAUAGGCUGUCAAAUACCCGAAAACACCUGGCUCAAAGCCAUCAACAGUUACAAAGGCAGGUCAGCCUGCACAGCUCACAUGGAACUCAUGCGCAAAAUUGCCUACAGGUGGUACAUGGUUCCCACACGCCUGGCUGAGAUACUGCCAUCACAACCAAACACCUGUUGGCGAUGCCAUAGAGACACAGGCACAUUCCUACACAUCUGGUGGGGCUUGCGACAUCAUACAGAGCUACUGGAAAGAGGUUCUUUCCCUCAUUCACUCACAUACAAACAUUGCAGUCCCCAACUCCCCAGCCUCCCUCUUACUGUUUAUAUACAAAGACCAAUACCCCCCAGCCGAUAAAUACUUGAUAUACCACAUCCAAAUCGCAGCCUUGACACACAUUGACAGAAAUUGGCUUUCCACAUCCACAGCGACUAUGCAAGAACUGACUAAGUAUGUCUCAACAGUGGAGAGCUACGAAAUGCACACCGACUCUAUAACAAAACGCCAACCCUGGAAACGGGAGGUUUGGGAGAAUUGGACCAAAAGAGCCACAGACUAGAAGACAGAGGAGAAUACACACGCACAUACAGAGACACAGAUAUAAAGUCGAUAGCUAAGAGACACGAGACAGAAACGGGCAAUACGGGGAUGAACCCGAGGUGCGAUUCUGAUGGACCCCACUGA